UGACAUACCUACCGCCUAAACGUUGUGUACGUCACCGCGUGGAGACGAGGUACAUAAGAUUGACUGAUAUAGGACGUGGGAAAAUGAUGUUGGGAAGUCUCCUGUUACUUUUUGUCAGUCAGACACUGAUUUUCAGCCCUAGUGUUGCUGAAAUUCCUAAAGACCCUGAGUGUGGCAGCACCAAAGGAUGCUUUAGUGGUUGUAUUGGAGGCUGUUAUGAAGUUUCUUGGAAGGAGGUUGGAGACUCUAUGGAGUUCACCCUGAAAGCAGAGGUCACCACAGAAACAUAUGUUGCCAUUGGAUUCUCCGAUGAUGAAAAGAUGGGCGGUGACAGUGUUGUCGGAUGCAUCAACAGUGGUGGAACGGUACAAGUCUACAACGCUUUCAAUGCGGCAGGUGCAAAAUUCAACCAGCCCAUCACAAACAACAAACUUGGAUUGAGUGCCGAGUCAGGAUCAGUGGCCAGUGGAGUAUUCACCUGCAGUUUUACACGCAAGACUGUGUCAACAGACAGUCAGAUCUACAACCUAAAUAAUGAUUAUUAUAUAUUACUGGCCAAGGGUCCAGCAGCAGGCACUGCUUUUGGCCGACAUGAUCUCACCAACCUGCCACUGGUGUCCGCACAGAUGGCAGAUUUCCAGUCAACCACUGAUCUGACAGGAAGCGCUGUAAACAUCCUGCUUAAACUCCAUGGAUGUUUGAUGAUAUUUGCGUGGAUAUUUUUGGCGAGUAUUGGAAUCGUCCUGGCCAGAUUCUAUAAACCUGUCUGGACUGAUAAGAAGAUGCUUGGAGAAGCUUACUGGUUCCAGUUACACAGAUCUUUGAUGGUCCUGGCAACGUUAGCUGUCAUCGCUGGAAUAGUGGUCAUAUUUGUAGACGUCGGCAAGUGGAGUCAGCUUAUUGGUCAGGAGGAAUGGAAGAGAGCUCAUCCUUAUAUUGGUAUUGUUGUAGGAGCCGUGGUGAUCAUUAAUCCCCUUAUGGCCGUGUUCAGACCACAUCCAGGUGAUGACUAUCGUUAUAUAUUUAACUGGGCCCAUUGGGCUGUUGGAACUAUUGGACACUUUCUGGCUGUUUUCAAUGUUUUCAUUGGAGUGGAGCUACCAGCGACAAAGGCACCAUCUUGGCUGAUUAUAGUACUGGCUGUGUACGUAGGUUAUCAGAUUCUGUUCGAGGUCUUCCUCGAAAUUUACGAUAACUGUUGCAUUGGAGAAACAAAGAAAAAAUCUGAAACGUAUGAAAUGCAUGAAAAGUCUUCGUUUAAUCGACCCCAACAGAACAAUACCACAAACGUAUUCGUAGUGUAUUUCAUUGCCGGAAUAAAGAAACUUGAUCCGGAAUGGCUGUACGGAUGGUCUCAGAGACUUAUAUCUGCAAGUUGGGUAUUUGAUAUUUUUAGGUAUGUUUCCAUUCAUUGGCAUGGCAACCAUGACUAUAUUUUGUUAUCCAAACUGGCCCCGAAGGAUCGUCGACAAAGCAUUAUUCUGGCGGAAAUCCAUUUCUCUUCAGAGAAGCUGCCACUGUAUCUACACAAAAAGCGACGUUAA
Messenger RNA from Ylistrum balloti, 1544 nucleotides. Its product is annotated as putative ferric-chelate reductase 1 homolog. The transcript has 14 exons. The record is from RefSeq and is a predicted model, not a curated record. The coding region runs from base 84 to 1544 and encodes 486 amino acids. NCBI's taxonomy places the organism in Eukaryota, Metazoa, Mollusca, Bivalvia, Pectinida, Pectinidae. Gene Ontology annotation, molecular function: oxidoreductase activity, acting on metal ions.